UUAGAGCAAUUAUGGCUUCAGGUUAUCAAAGCAAACAUUUCUUAAAGAUUACUUAGCAUUUACCAUGAAUGGACAAACCCUCUCAUUUGCAUUGCCUAUUUUAAUUCUCUUACUCUUAUGGGCAAUAUGGAAGAAAUUCAAAACUAGCAGCAAACUUCUAAACCUACCCCCUGGACCACGGAAGCUUCCCAUAAUCGGGAAUUUACACCAGUUAAUUGGUGUUCUUCCCCAUCAUAAACUUAGAGACUUGGCAAGCAAAUAUGGAUCAGUUAUGCAGUUACAAUUUGGAGAAGUUCCGACAGUUAUUAUUUCUUCGCCAGAAAGUGCAAAACAAGUGCUGCAAACACAUGACAUCAUCUUCGCUCAUAGGCCCUUCCUCUUGGCUGCAGACAUCAUAUUAUAUAAGGCCGCGGAUCUUGCUUUUGCACCCUACGGGGACUACUAUAGGCAACUCCGAAAAAUUUGUACAUUAGAACUCUUUAGUUCAAAACGUGUCCAAUUCUUCCGCUUAAUCAGGGAAGAAGAGGUAUCAAAUUUCAUCAGAUCCAUUUCCUCUAGCACAGGAUCACCAAUCAACCUUACCAAAAUGUUACAUUCUUCAUCCUGUACUAUCACUCUAAGAGCAGCCUUUGGCAACAAAUGCGCGCUAGACAAUCAAGAGGAGUUCAUACUAGUUGUCCAGCAAGUUUUAAAGAUAGUUUCAGGGUUUAGCUUGGCUGACUUGUUUCCCUCUCUAAAAUGGCUCCAUGCGAUUACUGGUGUUCAAUACAGACUCACAAAACUGCGCCAAAAAGUUGAUCAUGUUCUUGAAAAGAUAAUCAAUGGACAUAAAAUCGCCAGAGCUACAUCAAAAACCAACACAGAGGAUGAAGACGUGCUCCAUGUUCUCUUAAAUCUUCAAGAGCAAAAGAAUCUUGCACUUCCCUUAACAACCAACAAUAUCAAAGCGGUUAUACUGGACAUUUUCAUUGGAGGAAUUGAUACAUCGGCUACAGUGAUAGAAUGGGCCAUGUCAGAAUUAAUAAGAAGUCCAAGAGUAAUGCAAAAAGCGCAAGCAGAGGUUCGACAAGUUUUUGACGGCAAAGGAAUUGUUGAUGAAACAAUGAUCGAUGAAUUAAAGUAUUUAAAGUUAGUUAUCAAAGAAACAUUAAGAUUACAUCCUCCUGCUCCGCUCUUAUUACCUAGGGAAGCUUGCGAGCAGUGCCAAAUCAGUGGAUUCGACAUUCCAGCCAAGACCAGAAUGUUUGUAAACGUGUGGGCAUUAGGAAGGGAUCCUAAUUAUUGGUAUGAAGCAGAAAAGUUUUUUCCAGAGAGAUUUAUUGGGAGUCCAAUUGAGUACAAGGGAGGCAAUUUUGAAUAUUUACCAUUUGGUUAUGGAAGGAGGACUUGCCCAGGUUCCUUAUUUGGCCUAGCGAAUGUAGAGCUUCCACUAGCCUACUUACUCUAUCAAUUUGAUUGGGAACUACCCAAUGCCAAGAACAAAGAAGAUCUAGACAUGGCUGAAGAGUUUAGUACAGUAGCUAGAAGACAAAAUGAUUUAUACCUAAUUCCAACCAUGUAGCAGUACUACAUAAGUGCUAGUUUGGUAUGAGCUGCAAAUUUUCAUAUCUUAUAAAUUAACUUGUGAUGAA
Molecule: messenger RNA, 1631 nt
Organism: Mercurialis annua (annual mercury)
Lineage: Eukaryota; Viridiplantae; Streptophyta; Magnoliopsida; Malpighiales; Euphorbiaceae
Product: desmethyl-deoxy-podophyllotoxin synthase-like
Exons: 2
Coding region: 65-1561 (498 amino acids)
Molecular function (GO): monooxygenase activity; heme binding; iron ion binding
Source: RefSeq, a predicted model, not a curated record